UCCUGUCGGACAUGGCCAUGACGGAGGUGGAUCGCUUCAUGGACCGGGAGCACCUGAUCUUCCGGGAAAACACCCUCGCCACGAAAGCCAUAGAGGAGUACCUGAAACUCAUCGGCCAGAAAUACCUCAAGGAUGCCAUCGGCGAGUUCAUCCGGGCGCUGUACGAGUCAGAGGAGAACUGUGAGGUUGACCCCAUGAAGUGCUCAGCCUCCACCUUGGCUGACCACCAGGCCAACCUCCGCAUGUGCUGCGAGCUCGCCCUCUGCAAGGUGGUCAACUCGUUUGGCAGCAAGGAGGAGUACAUGGCCUUCAUGAACGAGUUCCUGGAGCUGGAGUGGACCAGCAUGCAGCAGUUCCUCUAUGAGAUCUCCAACCUGGACACCCUCACCAACAGCACCAGCUUCGAGGGCUACAUCGACCUGGGCCGCGAGCUCUCCACCCUGCACGCCCUCCUCUGGGAGGUCAUGUCCCAGCUCAGCAAG
Messenger RNA from Apaloderma vittatum (bar-tailed trogon), 482 nucleotides. RefSeq names its product ras/Rap GTPase-activating protein SynGAP-like. The transcript is spliced from 3 exons. Gene Ontology annotation, biological process: regulation of GTPase activity. The record is from RefSeq and is a predicted model, not a curated record. The annotation marks the transcript as partial. Lineage: Eukaryota; Metazoa; Chordata; Aves; Trogoniformes; Trogonidae.